This is a messenger RNA of Dermacentor albipictus, 1142 nucleotides long. RefSeq lists its product as uncharacterized. NCBI's taxonomy places the organism in Eukaryota, Metazoa, Arthropoda, Arachnida, Ixodida, Ixodidae. The record is from RefSeq and is a predicted model, not a curated record.
CCCAUUGUUGCCUGAUAACUAUAUAAUAAGCAGUGUUGCAGUCCGAAAUUCGCACUUCUGCAGGACGUCUAACCAGAGCCACCGCAGGGAACAGCCGUCAUGAAGACCUUCGUUGCCAUCGCGCUCUUGUCUGCUGCCUCACUAGCGUAUGCUGCGCCACGUGCUGCCGUGAAGACUGACGUGGGUGGCGGCGCCCUCGCGUCAGGACCCAGCAGGGCCGCCAGCAGUUUCGGACCUGGCGCAUCUGCUGCACCUGGUAGAUUUGGUGGACCUGGCGCAUCUGCUGGACCUGCCGGAUUUGGGGGAUCUGGUCCAUCUGCUGGACCUGUCGGAUUUGGCGGACCUGCAGGAUUUGGCGGACCAGGCUUUGGCGGACCAGGAUUUGGCGGAGCUGCAGGCUUUGGCGGAGUUAGCGGACCUUCUGCACCUUCCCGAGCUGGCCCACAAGGUGGUGUCCCAAGCUUUGCCGUUUUCGGUGGGCCAAGCGUAUCCGCAGGAGGAUUCCCCGCUGAUGCCGGCGUUUCCCCCGCUGGUCCGAGCGCUGCUGGUCCGAGCGCUGCACCCUCAGGUGGCCGACCUAGUGCACCAGCCCGAGGCCUCGUGCACGGUGGAGUCGUCCCUUGGGCAUGGUACCCUGGUAGCUACAGUGUAUGGCCGGUGUAUGGUCCAGCAUAUUACGGACCCGGCUUGGGUGAUGGCUACGGUUUUGGCUUAGCUGGCGUUCCUCUUGGCGGAUACUUCUACGGUGCUCCUGGAGACUUCUUCGGCGAUAACGGCUACUGGGGCGGCCUCGGUGGCUAUAGUUACGGAUACCCUGGCCACGGUUUCUCCUGGGGCCCUCAGAGUUUUGGAGGCUUUGGAUCCUCUCCGUCUUCUGCUGGUUCUGCCUCUAGCCAGGGCACAUCAGGAAGCAACCGUGUAGCUGCAGGAGCCAGUCAAGCUGCCCGUAGCACCAGCCAAGUACCCGCAAGGCAAUAACAAACUAAUAGGACCAUUCCUGGCCAUCCCAUAAAAGAUACUUUCUGCGGUUUCCUGGACAAUAAGUUAUUUCAACAAAUUUUCCAAUGCGAAAAAAUAGGCAAUUAAACAGGACAACUUCAUCUACUACAGACUGAAUAAAAGAGCCAAUCUUUGAACAGAAA